Molecule: messenger RNA, 6395 nt
Organism: Vespula vulgaris
Lineage: Eukaryota; Metazoa; Arthropoda; Insecta; Hymenoptera; Vespidae
Product: serine/threonine-protein kinase Warts-like
Exons: 6
Coding region: 2883-4355 (490 amino acids)
Cellular component (GO): PRC1 complex
Molecular function (GO): protein binding
Source: RefSeq, a predicted model, not a curated record
UAAUUGAGGAUGAGCAAGAUACGUUGGAGAAGUAAAUAUAUUAUCUCGAAGAUAAAGAAAUCUACUAUCAUUCUUUUUCUCUUGUUCUCUUAAUUCCAAUGCAUACUCGAACGAGAAAUCGUAAUCAAUUAUUUCACGUAUUACAUCAGUAAAUAAACGAAUCUACGACGACGUUACGCGAUUUAAUAAAUUAUCGAGCAGACGAGAAAGAAUCGAUUUAGCGGAAACAUAUUUGAAAACCUUGAAGAAUGUAAGUAACAUUGCAAUUAUCGAUUCUACGUAGUUCUUUUUACGAGGAUACAAAUAAAAGAAACAUUCGAAGGGUUCCAAAUCGAGCGUAAUCGGAGUAGAGCAUAAUCGGAGGAUCAUAAUCUCCGCUCGAACGAGAACGAAAUGGAAAAUCCUCGACUCCAUGUCGACUGCGAUCUUUGAACGAUAUACAAUUUCUCGUUAUAUUAUCGAAGAAAAAAAACAGAGAGAGAUCGCUGUAGAGUCGAAGUUUGAGUCGUCUCGAGGUUGAAUUCGCGAUUUGCGACGGCAGUAGCAGCAGCACCAGCACCAGCAGCACCAGCAGCAGCACCAGCAGCAACAACAACACCACCACCAGGAACGGAGCAACGGGAGAGGAGCAACAGGAGCGCGAGCACGGCACCACCUCCACUCUCCGUUCGCUACCACCUCUUCUUACCUUUUCGUUCGCAGGCAACGCGGUGCACCUCGCCAUGUGACUGAUUCCCCUUCUCCGCAGGUUGACGAGCGGUGGGCCUGCCUACCUGCCGCCCGUUGCCCCGCUCCCAUUACGACGCGGACUCUCGCGGCAGGUGCACCAACCUAAGUGCCACUCCGCUUACCUGCGUCCUGUGCCUACCGAGGCAGAGUAGUGUGUCCGGUGCUCUCAGCUUCUCUUCCCUCUUUCUUCUCCCCUCCUUCCUUUCCCUCUCUCUCUCUCUCUCUUUCUUUCUUUCUGUAUCUCUCUUUCUCUCUUUCUCUUUCAGUCCAUCCCUACCUGUCUUCGUUCGUUGAGCUGUCCUCAAGCCCUCCUUCCUUUCCUCCUCCUCUCUCUCUCCCUCCUUGUCUCUCUCUCUCUCUCUCUCUCUCUCUCUCUUUCCCUCCCUCACUCUUUCUCUCGACAUCUUCUGUUUCUCUUUUUCUCUUUCUCUCUAUAUUUCCUCGCCUCCUACCGUCCAUCCCCUUCGCCGUCUUACGCAGCAGCAGCAGUGCCGUGUGGUAGUGUCGUGUCAACCCGCGGUACAUCAACGAUCGCCCGGGAUACGAGGAAAGGAUCAUCGAUCCUCGACGGAGGACGGUCACGCGAGAUAUCGCCGGGUCAGCACCUUUCGAGAGAGAAGAGUGUCGUGUUAUAUAUAUACACAUACAUAUAUAUAUAUAAUAUAUAUAUCUCUUUCUCAUUUCUUUCUUUCUAUCUCCUUUCUUCCUUUUUUCUCUUUCUCUCUCUCUCUCUCUCUUCCUCUUUCUUUUUUUCUUUCUCUCUUUUGUACGCGUGUCUCGGUCAGUUUCGAGAAAAGUCGGACUCUGACUUUUCGAAAGGAACAGUCAGGAUUCACGCAAAGACACAUGCGGGAUUCGAGAUCGGUUCGUGUCAUUACCGGAGAAUGGACCGUGGAUCUAAUUAAGAGGAUGCGUGAUCCUCUCGAAAGGUAGUAGAUCGCGAGAACAAAAAGUGGAGGAAGAACAAACGGAGAAGAGAGAAGAGAGACGAGGACAGUUAAAGAAGACGAUUAACGAGAACAGUGAAGUUGUCAAACGUCAUCGACGGUGGACUUUUAUUUCUCUCUCUCUCUCUCUCUCUCUCUCUCUCUCUCUCUCUCUGUUUCUCUCUCUUCUCUUUCUUUCUAUCGCUCGGUGUCUAUCAUUGACAUUUCCGUGACAUUUUAACAGUGUGCGCGUGUUUAGAGACGAGCGAGCGUAACCCGCGGUCGCGCUUGCGCGAGAAAUCGUUCGCUCGUUUGUCGCAUCGUAUCUGUUGAAAAGAAAUAAUCGUAGGAGUGAGAGAGAGAGGAGAUUAAAAAAAGAAAGGAGUUGAAGGGAGGAUUAAUCUACUAAGAAUUUAGUUAAAGUAUAUACGAAGAGUGGGAAAAGAGAGAAGCGGGAGGGAGGGAGGAGAGGAGAGAACAAGAGAAGAAGAACAAAAAGAACAAAAAAGAAAAAGAAGAAAAAGAAGAAGAAGAAGAAGAAGAAGAAGAAAGACAAAGCCGUGGAGUUGGUGGGAUAUUAUUCGAUGACGCGAAUUCCGUGCCUUAUCGGCUUCACGGCUGACGCCGACGGCUUAUCGCCGGCGUUAUCUGGCUCACCGCUGCUCUCUCGGAACCCUUGCGUGUCCUCGAGCAGAGAACUUUAAGCGUUUUCGUUGACGGCUGGGUUACGGCUUUACGGGAUCGUCCGAACAAAGUUUCUCUCUCCUUCUCGCUCUCUCUCUCCGUGUUCGUUCCUUUGCGAUAAUAAAUGAUUCGCUUUCAUCCUCAGUUUUGAUGUACUUACUCGCGAGUGUGUCCGUUUAAAACUCUUCGUACGUUUCUUGAGCGAUAGGGAGAGGUUUUUGAAAAAAGAAAGAAGAGAAGAAGGGAAGAAAAAGAACAGAAAGAAAAAAGAAAGGGAAGAAUAGAAAAAGGGUGGACGGCGAUGCAAUUUGAACUACACGCUCGAACGAUCGGAUUCUGACGUUCAACAGGUGUUCGCCUGUGAGGUGACUCGCGAGCGUGCGACAACAAACGUGUAACCAUCGUCGCGUAGCCUCGCGUUUUUCGCUGGAAGGCAUAACGAAAGGGAAGAGGAAGGGCCGAGAAGGCUCGAGUAUCGCCGUGAACAUUCUCGAGGUCGAGUCUCGUCGAACGGAUUGGAGAUGUCCGCGGGUUAUUGAGAGAAUGAGGGAGCUGGACACCGAGAGUCCUGUCGUCUGGCCGGCCUGGUGUUACACUGGUGAAGCGUCUGGUGAGAACGCGUCCACGGGUACUGGAUCUCGUGGUGGCGAUCGUGGAGAAGCAGCGGAUUUAGGAACGCACACGGAAGAGAACGAGGAGACCACCCUGGCCGCGAACACAGCGGUCGACGGCAGGGGCGGAAGCCCCCAGGACGCCCACCUCUCGGGUUCGGCUACUAGCAGGCCUCCAAGAGGCAGAAGACGUCAAAAUCAGAAUGGUCUCGAUACCGCUCAAGUUAAAACGGAACGACUCACACCCGACAAUAACUCGACCUCGUCGAGAAGCGUAACGCCAUCGUCGUCGAGUCAUCCAGGCACGCCACCAAAUGCGACAUCCCUCGGUGGACCCGAAGGGCCACCACCACCGCCGCAUCAUCUCAAGCACAUGGAACAGAUGAUGGGACGAAACUGCAGCGAUUUUAUGAGAAGCCUCGCCGCGAAGUACAACAACGCCAAUCCCAACGAUUACUUCAGUACCCUAAGAAACGGCUAUCCUCCUGGUUUGGAUCCCAGGUUUCCUGCGUUUAAGACCGCAGCCACACCGUUCGUAGGUCUAAUGGCCCCUCUUGGCGCGCCACAACCAACCACCGUUCAAACCACCUCGCCUCUAUCCAACAAGGAUCCCAAGGAGCAGAAACAGGACAGCAUAUUCGGAAACCCGGUAUUUCCUCCUAUGCUCGAUAUGUCGUCGACGCAAGCGCUUUUGCACAUGGUGCGAACGGCUAAUGCGGCACAAAACGCUGCCGAACUCGAGACUUAUCUCAAGGGUGCGAACAAACGUGACGCGGGAGUGACGAGUCCUUUGGAUCUCUCGACUCCAGGAGGAUUUGCACCUCGUAAAAGGCAGAGGACGGAAACGAGGAGAUCAGGGAGCGUAUCUCCGAAACCCAAAGCUACCCCACCUGGUCCGAGCACACCGCCACCCGUCAGAUGUCCUUCCUUGUGCGGCCACAUGCCGUGCGGCGAUGGACAAGCGGUUAAUCGUUGGACCAUCGAGGACGUCGUCAAUUAUGUCUCCUCGAUCGACAUUUGCGCGGAAUACGCUCAGAAUUUCCGAGAGCACCGUAUCGACGGGGCCGCGUUACCGCUACUAUCGGAGGAACAUUUGACGGGACCAAUGGGUAUGAAACUGGGACCAGCCUUGAAGCUUCGAGCAAUGCUCGCGCGGAAGCUUGGGGCGUGUACUGUCUGUCUUCACUGUGCGCAUUGCCACAAGACGCAGCUACCUAUGCUAAGUACGGCAGCUGCAGCUGCUGUCGUCGUUCAGCAGCAACAGCAACACCAACAACAACAACAACAACAGCAACAACAACAACAGCAGCAGCAACAACAGCAACAGCAACAACAGCCACAGCAACAACAACAACAACAAUUGCAACAGGCACAGGGUAGACGUCCGAGUAGUACGGGUAACUGACAAAUACUGGCGGGGGCUCCCUCUUUCGGCCUUGAAGGAGCGCCUGCCAUUACGAUCGACUCUCCAGAUCCAAACAGAGCCCUGAGGAUAGAAAGGCGUAUUCCACGGCCGAUACGUAAACCAGAGGUUGUCUUCAAAAAACCGAUUAAACAGUGACACUAGGAGAGAUACUGUGUGUUUUCGGUUAAACGGAACGGGGAGGGGGGAGGAAAAUAACGAAAAAAGAAAAAAAGAAAAGAAAACACUUUUUACGAGACACCAAACUUUGUUUUGAACGAUGACGAGAUUACGAUGGUGUCACCAUGAGUGCCGUGAGUUACGUGUUCGUUCGAUAAGUGGACCUGCAUUCUCAUUCGCUUAACACUUGACAAAGCUUCUGAGUAUCGUCCAUGAAUUAUCAAAGAUACAUUUCGAUUCUUUUAAACGGGUUUAUGGUUUGAAUUUUCUACGUGACGAUUGAAGAAUUGAUAUUGAAAGGUAUCGAUUUACAAUACGAAUUAGAUACGAGAGAACAGAGACUUUAGUCGAUGUUGGUAACCUGUACCUAGUAUAAGAGUACCUAGAAUACUGCUCAGAGAUAUUUUCGGGCAUACGCAUGGAAUGACGUUAAUUUUUCUAUAUAUAUAUACAUAUAUAUAUAUGUACAUGUAUAUAUAUAUGUGUAUAUAUAUAUAUAUAUAUUUUUAUGUCGGAUAAAAGAGCGAAAGAGCCUCGGUAUAAAAUUUUCUUUAACGCCUAAGGUAAGCUCGUAAGUUAUAUAUCUACAUAAUUGUGUUGUGUGAGAAAAUCGAUAAUAUAAGAAAACGCGUGCCUACGCUCGAAAUGUCUUCCAGAAAGUGUCGUUAACGAUCGCAAUCAUGUUUGUUAUCGCGUUAUACAUACAUUUAAUAAUCCAAUAUGGGUCGCGAGAACUUAAUAAAAUAUAUGCAAUACGCGAGUAAUGUGUGUGAACGUGAUCGAAGAAUGUACGUGCGUGAAAAGGAAAAAAAGAAAACAGAAAAAAAAAGAAAGAAAGAAAGAAAAAAAGAAACCCGAUAUGUAACUAUUAUUCGAGAGAAUCAUGUGCAAUAAACAAUACGCGGGUUUCGCCGAGGAUGUACUUUUUAAACGAAUAAUAUUAGAUUAGAAAUUAAUAUGAAAUAACUAAUUCGCACCAAUCGUUGUUCCGUUUAUAUAUUUUAACGACGUUUUUUACAUCGACGAUUGUAACGAUUAAUAUACUAAAUUAUAUUUUUGCUAACGCUCUAUUGCAAAAAGAAAAGAAAUAGAGAGGGAUAGAGAGAGAUAGAGAGAGAGAGAUAAAGAAUUUGCAUAUAAAGUACGAGCGGCGGAACCGUUUAGAGAAUUGUACAUUUUCUUUUUCUUUUUCAACGUUCGUUACGAGCGUUUAUUUAUUUAGAAACUAAUCGUUGCCUUAUCGUAUUCACUGUAAUAAUAAUUAAGAAUCGAACGACUGUAUGUAGUAGAGAUACAUCGACGACGAGUAAGAACGGCGAACCUGCAUCGUCGAAAUAAAAAGAAAAAAAAAUUAUAGAAAUUAUCAUCGGUUCGUACGACGAGCAGUAUUUUUAGAUUUACAUUAGCCUAAAUUUACUGCAAGUUAUACAUAUAAUAAAUAUAUGUAUAUGUGCACGAGUACUUACGAGCAUUUCGAGAUUCGCCUUUAUGAUGAAACCGAAAAAAUAAUUAAUUAAUUUCCCUUUGAUUAUAUUAUUGUCACUAGCGAUGCGUUAAUUUGUUUCUUAUUUAAUAAAACUUGAUCAUUUUGUAAUUAUCGUGUAUGACACAAACAAGCUUCUAUAUCGUUGCCAAUUAUAAAAAGUUUCGUUUGUCCAGUUGUUUGUGUCGUAUGGGAUACUGAUAAUGAUUUUUCUUCUCUCUCUUUUUUUUUCUUCCUCUUAAAAUUUAAAAUGAAAAUUGAAGAAAAAUCUCUACGUUAGAAUUAGAUUUUAGGAGAAUGCGAAUCUCGAUGAUGUGAGAGAGUACUCGAAUCAGCGGCUUUUACUUAAAAAGAGAAAGAAAGAAUCAUUGUACAUAAUU